Molecule: messenger RNA, 1824 nt
Organism: Morus notabilis
Lineage: Eukaryota; Viridiplantae; Streptophyta; Magnoliopsida; Rosales; Moraceae
Product: dirigent protein 22
Exons: 2
Coding region: 149-787 (212 amino acids)
Source: RefSeq, a predicted model, not a curated record
UUUUUUAUUAUUUUCACAAAAGCAAAAAGAAAAAUACCAUGCUUGCGCAUUUAGCUACAUCUAUAUACAUGGACGAUGAUAGAUAAAAAAGAAUCGCUCUCUCUCUCUCUCUCCAUUAGGAUCACCACUCCUCUUUGUCUCCCCAACAAUGUCCUCCAAUUCCAAUGCUCCCCAAAAAACCAUUCUCUCUUUCCUCAUCCUCUUCGUCUUGAUGAUCAUCAGCACCAUUCCCAGUUGUAGCAGUUCUAGUACAUCCACAUCCACAUCCACAGUGACCGAAGAUCACCACAAAAAAUUCUCGAGAAAAUUAUCUCUGAAAGAACUAUGGUUUAAGCGAGAGAAACUGAGCCACCUCCACUUCUACUUCCACGACAUCGUCGGCGGCAAAAACCCGACAGCCAUCCAAAUCGCCGGGCCGCCGGUUACAAACGCGUCGUCCACGUUUUUCGGCCUUGUGACGGCGAUCGACGAUCCUUUGACGGUGGGGCCCGAGCCGAAUUCCAAGCAAUUGGGAAGAGCUCAAGGACUGUAUGCCUCGGCUUCUCAGUCUGAGGUUGGAUUGAUGAUGGUCCUUAACUAUGUCUUCACGGAAGGGAAGUACAAUGGAAGCACUCUCAGCAUCUUGGGACGAAACGCCGCCUUUUCGGCGGUGAGAGAGAUGCCGAUUGUCGGAGGAAGUGGACUUUUCAGGUUUGCAAGAGGGUAUGCUCAGGCCAGGACUCAUAAGUUUGAUUUAAAAACUGGUGAUGCGGUUGUGGAAUACAAUGUCUAUGUUUUGCACUACUAAUGAGGUUUGUUUUAAUCAAAAUAAGAGAUCAAAUUAUGAGUUAAUUGUUUUUUGUUUUUUACUUUUUUGGAACCUAUGUCAGGAAUAUUUUGGCCCAGUUUGGUAUUGACCUAGCUAAAGUUGUCAAAGUUGUGUGAUGAGAAGCAAAAAAAUAGAUUUUUAAAUAAUUUUCACCUAAAAGCAGAAUCAGUCUAGGCGAAUUCUGAUUUCAAAUGCGGGAAUCAGCUAAGGCUGAUAAAUGAAAGUUUCUUAUUCUCAAUUUUACGCCAAUAAAAUUUAAAAAUUACCAUCUUGCCAAUCACAUUUGAAGAAGAACUCCACCACUCAGAUCUCCUCAAAUUUGAGUCGAUUUGUUACUGAAAUGGGAAUUCUAGGGCUCGAUCUGGGAGAUUCGAGUUGAAAUGCAGCCGAAUCUCUCCCCCUUCGGCACCGUCCUCGGAAACCCCUUCCUUUUCAAUGGCGAUUUGAGCGAGGGUUUUCAGAGCUCUAGGUUUUUCUUUUUUCUCCCCUUUUUGUUGUCCCAAGGAGGCGAGAUGGAUUUCUCCAACGUCGGGAACAAGAUUCUCAGCUCUGUUUGGUCCGCGAGAUCGCUCGGUCUUCUUCCUUCUUCCACUUCCGAUCGCCCUGAGCUGCCAAACAGAAAAGGGGAAAGAAAAACGUUUUACUCGAAGUAUAAGCUGAUUGGAAAAGUGGCUUAGCAGUGUGUAUCAAGCUAAGACAAUAUAUCGUAAAACCCAGCUGAUGCCAUUGCAAUUAGGGCUUAAAAAAUACUGUGUAAUUGAAGCAUUGUGCGUGUGGUUGCUAAAGACGUGGGAAAAUGAGAGAUUUUUAAAAUGAAUUUUUUUAAUGAAAGGCAGGAAAACGAGUGAAAUUUUGAAAAUAAAAUGUUUUGGCUCAGUCAUGCUGCCUUUUUGGAACUAUAGGGUUUGUUUUAUAAAUCAUUAAUUUUCUCAGCAGUUUAAAGAAAAGAAAAACAGAGGCAUUUUAACUUGAUGUUAUGCUGAUUGGAAGGGCUUCACAAUGUACAUCAAGGUAAG